GUACCUGUGUGUAUACCUGUGUGUAUUGAGGUGUGUAUACCUGUGUGUAUACCUGUGUGUAUUGAGGUGUGUAUACCUGUGUGUAUUGAGGUGUGUAUACCUGUGUGUAUACCUGUGUGUAUUGAGGUGUGUGUAUAGAGGUGUGUAUACCUGUGUGUAUAUGAAGUAUGUUUGUUCUAGGUGAAUGCGUACUGCAUGUUGUUUACACAUUCACUAUUUCCUGUAGAUAUAUGUACUCCACGGCUGUGUCCCAAAUCACACCCUAUUCCCUAUAUACAGUAGUUUCACGGCUGUGUCCCAAAUCACACCCUAUUCCCUAUAUACAGUCCCAUAUCACACCCUAUUCCCUAUAUACAGUCCCAUAUCGCACCCUAUUCCCUAUAUACAGUAGUUUCACGGCUGUGUCCCAAAUCACACCCUAUUCCCUAUAUACAGUCCCAUAUCACACCCUAUUCCCUAUAUACAGUCCCAUAUCGCACCCUAUUCCCUAUAUACAGUAGUUUCACGGCUGUGUCCCAAAUCACACCCUAUUCCCUAUAUACAGUCCCAUAUCACACCCUAUUCCCUAUAUACAGUCCCAUAUCGCACCCUAUUCCCUAUAUACAGUAGUUCCACGAUUAUGUCCCAAAUCACACCCUAUUCCCUAUAUACAGUAGUACACUACUUUUGACUAGAGCCCAUAGGGCUUUGUUUAAAAGUAUUGCAAUAUGUAGGGAGAGAAGGGUGCCAUUUUAAAACGUACCCCACUUCUGUCCCUAUUCUGAGGCACAUAUGUUAAACAUACCCCCCCCCCACCUCUUCUUCCUCCUCUCUGAAUGUUUUCUCCUUAUUAAACCCCUCUUCCUCUUCUUCCUCUCUGAAUGUUUUCUCCUUAUUAAACCCCUCUUCCUCUUCCUCUUCUCUGAAUGUUUUCUCCUUAUUAAACCCCUCUUCCUCUUCCUCCUCUCUGAAUGUUUUCUCCUUAUUAAACCCCUCUUCCUCCUCUGAAUGUUUUCUCCUUAUUAAACCCUGUUUGAAAUGUAUUUGAACCUUCCUGUUGUACGACACAGUGUUCUGCCUGCUGUUACAAUGUUUUUAAAUAGAGAAUUAAAGUGGCCUUUCUAUUGUUACGAUCUAAGCUGAGGACACCAUGGCUGUGUUAUGGAACCAUGUGUGUGUCUGUGUGGACACCAUGGCUGUGUUAUGGAACCAUGUGUGUGUCUGUGUGGACACCAUGGCUGUGUUAUGGAACCAUGUGUGUGUCUGUGUGGACACCAUGGCUGUGUUAUGGAACCAUGUGUGUGUCUGUGUGGACACCAUGGCUGUGUUAUGGAACCAUGUGUGUGUCUGUGUGGACACCAUGGCUGUGUUAUGGAACCAUGUGUGUGUCUGUGUGGACACCAUGGCUGUGUUAUGGAACCAUGUGUGUGUCUUUGUGGACACCAUGGCUGUGUUAUGGAACCAUGUGUGUGUCUGUGUGGACACCAUGGCUGUGUUAUGGAACCAUGUGUGUGUCUGUGUGGACACCAUUGCCGUGGUGGCAAACUGUAACUAAAUGCUCUAAUGGUUGUAAUAAUGCCUAAUUGAAAUCUUAUUUUAAUAGUGUUUUAUUGUCAUGUUUCCCAACUGAAUAAAAACAAACAUCUUCAACAUACCGUCUGCUGUACCAAUGUUAUUCUUUCACUGCGAUUGUGUUGGGUUACAUUGCCUUGUGGCUCUAGUAGUAAACUGUCUCAAACUUUCACAGGAUGCUAUCGUCUUUCACAGAAUGCUACGGUCAAGAGUAGUGGUCUUUCACAGAAUGCUGCAGUCAGGAGGAGUCGUCUUUCACAGAAUGCUGCAGUCAGGAGUAGUCAUCUUUCACAGAAUGAUAGUCAGGAGUAGUCGUCUUUAAAAACAAUACAUUGACAGCUCUUAGAUCCGCACACUGCUGUGGCCCGUGCGCAUGUAAUGGCUCUUUAACGGGGCUCGGUCCUAGCGGUUCUUAGAGUUUGGGUCACGUGCCAAGAUCGGCUAUGCCAGCCGGUAGAGGCUCGACUGUGUUACCGCUAGCGUACCGCUUAAUGAGAGAGUGAAAGAGAGAGAGAGGUGUUGUUGAUAUUGUAAACCGGUGACAGGUAUCGUCCCUUACGUCGUGUCCUUCUUAUCUUACCUCCGGUACUCCCCUUGAUGGUGUGUAUAAAAAGAGAAUAGAAGAUGACGCGAGGCUGAGUGAGUUUAACAGGAAGAUGCUCCUCGUCAGUGUGCCUGUGCUCCUUCUGCUUUCGGUAGUCGGUAAAGAUGCGGCUGACCUCCCCGAGACAGACGCGUCGUUUCUUCCGGACCUGGGGCUGCGUAGCGGGGGACAACCCGGUCCGUCGCUACCCGCUUCUCCGACCACCUCUCUAGACCGCUUCCAGGUUCAGCCACGGGAGGAGUAUGCCUCGCCGGGUAUUGCCUUGGCCCGGUCCGCCGAGGAACCGUCCGCGACCACGGAGGACGGCGGCGAGUCGCACCGCCACGGCGGGGGGUUUCAGAUGGUGCAGUGGGAAUGGAGCUAUGUUCAGACGCCUUACAUUAUCGCUAUAUGGAUCCUGGUGGCCAGCGUCGCGAAAAUACUGUUCCACUUCUCCCAGCGGUUCACCACAGUGGUCCCAGAGAGCUGUAUGUUGAUCUUACUGGGCCUGGUACUGGGUGGCAUCGUACUGCUGACCAGUAAGAAACAGCUGUACCAGCUAGAGCCUGGCCUCUUCUUCCUCUUCCUCCUGCCAACCAUCGUAGGUGACGCCGGGUAUUUCAUGCCCGCGAGGCUCUUCUUUGACAAUCUGGGAGCCAUUUUACUGUAUGCUGUGGUGGGAACUCUCUGGAAUGCCUUCUGUACAGGCUUCUGCCUCUACGGGGUCAAACUGCUGGGGAUCAUAGACCAGAAGGUUCAGGCAGGUCUGAUGUCUCUCUGUGUUCAGACCAGAAGGUUCAGGCAGGUCUGAUGUCUCUCUGUUCAGACCAGAAGGUUCAGGCAGGUCUGAUGUGUCUCUGUUCAGACCAGAAGGUUCAGGCAGGUCUGAUGUCUCUCUGUGUUCAGACCAGAAGGUUCAGGCAGGUCUGAUGUGUCUCUGUUCAGACCAGAAGGUUCAGGCAGGUCUGAUGUGUCUCUCUGUUCAGACCAGAAGGUUCAGGCAGGUCUGAUGUGUCUCUCUGUUCAGACCAGAAGGUUCAGGCAGGUCUGAUGUGUCUCUGUUCAGACCAGAAGGUUCAGGCAGGUC
Molecule: messenger RNA, 3221 nt
Organism: Oncorhynchus kisutch (coho salmon)
Lineage: Eukaryota; Metazoa; Chordata; Actinopteri; Salmoniformes; Salmonidae
Product: sodium/hydrogen exchanger 5
Exons: 4
Coding region: 2208-2945 (245 amino acids)
Biological process (GO): sodium ion import across plasma membrane; regulation of intracellular pH; proton transmembrane transport
Cellular component (GO): plasma membrane
Molecular function (GO): potassium:proton antiporter activity; sodium:proton antiporter activity
Source: RefSeq, a predicted model, not a curated record